AUGUCAGGAAGAGGUCGCGGCGGGGGCCGAGGGGCUUAUUACAAAGAGAAGUACGGUGGAGGCCGUGGCAGAGGGCGAGGCGUUUCCUCAUCACACGAGUUCAACGACUCCAGCCCGCAAUCCCAGCAGCAGAGACCCGGUCCGCCAAAGGAUUGGCAGCAGCUCGAAUACCAUCUACAAGGCAUCGACGGGCAGCAAUAUGGUGCUUACAAGCGCCUGUUGGGCAAGUACGAGCAUGCAGGUCCUCGCUUCACCCUCUCCGUCGAUCACGUCCAAGGCGAUGCCUAUGCAGCACCUUCAAAGGUGAGGUCAAUCGUCCCAUGGAGCGAGACCGGCUUUCCAAAGGAAUACCUCGACUCCGAUGUGAGAAGAAUUGCGCUCUGCGACUUUGUCUCUCGCAUCGCCGGCAGCAUCAUCCAAGCCAAGCACUUGGACCGCAAUGUUGGCAACUCAAACGGUGGCUGGUCUGGUCCGAAAGGUGGUGCGUUCUCCAUAUGUAUGCCUGGUACUGAGAUCUUGCCACGGACAUCCGCUGUCAUCGCCGGCGGCGAUUCGAUUGAGCUGCGAUUCACGGUCUCACUACCAGCAGCUGGACGUACCAUCCUCGGUCAACAAGCCUAUCAGAUCCUAGCUGUAAAUCUCGUCGAGAUUGUCAGGAAGGCACUUCUCCAUGCCAAUCUGGACCAGCAAAGCCUUGGGCGCCAUAUCGAGUCUGCAGAGCGUCAAGAAUCGCUCCGUUCGCAGCUGAGUAAGAAGGGGCUCAUUGCUUUCAUCUCCAACGGAGCUGUCCUGCCUAGGGCAUCAGGAGCUUCUCAAGCACCUUUGUCUGGUGCAUCCGUGGUGGGAUUCCGCGCCCCUGCCGAAAUGGAGGUCACUUUGACCUCGUCCGAUGGUCAGUCCUUCACGGGCAUGGGGAUCCCCAAGGGCGUCACACUGCUCACAGGUGGCGGCUUUCAUGGCAAGAGUACGCUGUUGGAGGCGCUUGAGCUGGGUGUCUACAACCACAUACCAGGCGACGGUAGAGAAGCGGUCGUGACUGAUCCAACAGCUUUCAAGAUCAGAGCCGAGGAUGGAAGAGGGAUUGCGAGCACGGACAUCAGCCCUUUCAUCAGGAACUUACCUGGCGGAAAAUCCACCACUGCCUUCUCGACCGAGGAUGCUAGCGGUUCUACUUCGAUGUCUGCCAACAUUCAAGAGGCGCUCGAAGCAGGCUGCAAGACCUUGCUCAUUGACGAAGACUCAUCGGCCACGAAUUUGCUUGUCCGCGAUCAGCGCAUGCAGACACUGAUCAGAAACGAGCCCAUCACGCCGCUCAUCAGCAAGGUUUCGGCACUCUACAAUCAACACGGCGUCAGUACGGUCAUUGUCAUUGGCGGUCUGGGCGACUGGCUAGCCGUGGCCAACAGAAUCAUUGCCAUGGACUCAUACGUUCCGCACGAUAUCACCGAGAAGGCGCAGGGGGUCGUACGUCAAUUCCCUGGCACGAUCAUGCAAGAUGCCGCCUACGGUUCACUUCCAAAGCGCAGUUUCAGGGUCGAUCUACAAGGCCUCAAGUCUCCAUUCGCGAGUCGCAAGCGAUUCAUCGCGCUCAGGUCACAGAUCAAGGACGCCGUGGACGACCCUUCCCAAGCGGAGAGUGGCGUUGACUUGGAAGGGCUCGACCAGAUCGUGGAGAUUGGACAAUCGCGGACCAUUGCAGUGCUUCUGCAGCGUAUUGCAGGUCAGACAGGAGCCCGUGGCUUAUCGCUGGGUGAGCUGCUCAAACGACUGGAGAUGCUCAUCGGUGUCGAUAAGUGCUCUCUGGCCUCGCUUGAGGGUGGCGACUUGGUGGCUGUUCGGCCUCUGGAACUCGCUGCGGCACUUUCGCGAUUGCGAGGCGCGGCUCUGCAGGUCGAUGCUACAUCGUGA
Molecule: messenger RNA, 1908 nt
Organism: Zasmidium cellare ATCC 36951
Lineage: Eukaryota; Fungi; Ascomycota; Dothideomycetes; Mycosphaerellales; Mycosphaerellaceae
Exons: 3
Coding region: 1-1908 (635 amino acids)
Source: RefSeq, a predicted model, not a curated record